Molecule: messenger RNA, 420 nt
Organism: Linum tenue
Lineage: Eukaryota; Viridiplantae; Streptophyta; Magnoliopsida; Malpighiales; Linaceae
Source: the annotation of a GenBank genome assembly
CGUCUUGCAGCGAAGGCGGAGAUCUCGGCGGCGGCGGCGAAGCAGCGAAGUCGGAGAUCACGACGGCGGCGACCUUGCACUAACUCGGAGAUCUCGGCGGCGACGACUCUGCAGCAAACUCGGCGGCGGCAAUCUCGGCGGCAUCGAUCUUGUCGGCGGCGACGAAGCAGCGAUCUCGGCGGCGGCGGUUUGCAGGUGACUCGGGUUCUUGAUCAAGUGAUUUAUCUAUGGCAAAGACUAAAACGAGCGGGAAAAGAGCGCCACCGACUUCACCCCCUCCACCACCACCACCGCGACAGCGAGAGGAAGAUGAGGAAGAAGAAAAUGCUGAAUCCGAAGCAGAAGGAGCUGCACAACAAGAUGAUGAAGUCGAAGCAGAAACAGCUGCACAAGGAGCAGCUCGAGGUCGGAAAAAUCGGA